This is a messenger RNA of Lolium rigidum, 1147 nucleotides long. RefSeq names its product beta-1,3-galactosyltransferase pvg3-like. The record is from RefSeq and is a predicted model, not a curated record. Gene Ontology annotation, cellular component: Golgi membrane. The coding region runs from base 1 to 912 and encodes 303 amino acids. The transcript has a single exon. Gene Ontology annotation, molecular function: hexosyltransferase activity. Lineage: Eukaryota; Viridiplantae; Streptophyta; Magnoliopsida; Poales; Poaceae.
AUGACUUCCAAGGCGCCCUCCUCCACCUCCUACCUCCUCCUCGCCCCCGUCGCGGUCCUGCUCCUCGUCUUCCUACUCUCGUCCGUCAACCGCUCCGGCGGCGGCUCCGAUGGCCUCGGCGUCCUCUGCACCCGCCGCGCCGUCGCCGACAACUAUACCGUCGUGUCGGAGGAGGCUCCCAGCAAGCCCGAGCUGAGCCUGCUGGUGGGCAUCCUGACCAUGCCGAAGCUGCGCGAGCGGCGCGACAUCGUGCGGCUCGCGUACGCGCUGCAGCCGCCGGUGCCCGCGUACGCGCGCGUCGACGUGCGCUUCGUCUUCUGCAGCGUGACCGACCCGGUGGACGCCAUGCUGGUGUCCCUCGAGGCCGCGCACCACGGCGACAUCAUCGUGCUGGACUGCACCGAGAACAUGAACAACGGCAAGACGUACGCCUACUUCUCCUCCGUGCCGCGCAUCUUCGCCGACGCGCCCUACGACUACGUCAUGAAGACCGACGACGACGCGUACCUGCGCGUGCCGGCGCUGGUGGAGGAGCUCCGGGGCAAGCCGCGCGACGACGUCUACCUCGGCUGGGGGUUCAACAUGAGCGGCGACCCGAUGCUGUUCAUGCACGGCAUGGGGUACGUCAUGUCCUGGGACCUGGUGAGCUGGGUGGCCACGGCGGAGGAGAUCCUGGAGAGGAACGACACCGUCGGGCCUGAGGACCUCAUGCUCGGCAAGUGGGUCAACCUCGCCGGGAAGGGGAAGAACCGCUACGACCUCAAGCCGCGGAUGUACGACCUCAACUGGGACAUGGACAACCUGCGGCCGGACACCGUGCUCGUGCACACGCUCAAGAACAACCGCCGGUGGGCGACGACGUUGGAGUACUUCAACGUCACCGCGGGGAUCAAGCCGUCCAACUUGCCGUGAUCAAUCGCUUCUUCUCGAUUCCUGUGAUGUACAUGUACUCGUCAACUGUGUGUAUUCUUUAGUUGAGAUUUCGAUCGCCCAGGCGCAUCCGCCAUGGCCAUGUGCUGACCCGCUUGAAGCCGCCGGGCCAGACGAAUUGUCCCCGGCAGUUACCUUUCGAUAUGGCUUUCUUGGUGACGACCGAAUGCGGGACCUUGGUUCCUGCAGUUAAUUCUUCAUAGCGUCAUCACGAUCU